This is a messenger RNA of Lodderomyces margitis, 384 nucleotides long. RefSeq lists its product as uncharacterized. The record is from RefSeq and is a predicted model, not a curated record. The transcript has a single exon. NCBI's taxonomy places the organism in Eukaryota, Fungi, Ascomycota, Pichiomycetes, Serinales, Debaryomycetaceae. Bases 1 to 384 code for a protein of 127 amino acids.
AUGCAACUAUUGUUAAGAGCUCAAUUAGCAUUGUGGCUAUUCAUUGUCACAGUAUGGGCUAAAGAUUUUAAUGGAGGUACAACAGUUGAUUGGGGUGUGCAAAAUGUUGGACUUGGUGAUGUUCAUAUUCACUCUGGUGCCAUUUGGUCUAUCAUCAACAAUGCUGCAUCUGAUUUUCAUGGGAAUAUUAAUGUUGAAGCAAACAGUGGUCUUUAUGUUUCCAGUGUCACGCCUCGUGUUGCCUUGUCUGCUACUUUGUUCGAUCUGAUCUAUGGUUUUGUUAACAAUGGGGUUGUUUCCUUCAAUGCAGUCAAAGGUGCUCCCGGAUACGUGUUCAGAAUUAUGGGUAACAAGUUUGAAAACAAUGGUGACUUGNUGGGGUAG